AAGAAAAGAGCAAAACCCUGUCUGCCCGACUAGGGUUUUUCUCUUAACAGUAGUCUCCCGCGUUUUUUGCCCUUUUCUUCUUCUUCCUCGAUUAUCAAAGGCGGCCAUGCUCUUUCUUGCACAGAAACCCUAGAAUAUCGUCUUCCAUUCCGAAAAAUCCCUCUUUCAAACCAAAUCCAUUCAUCUCGUGCCUGGCUGCCAAACAGAUGGGCAUUUUCGAACCUUUUCGAGCGAUUGGUUACAUCACGACCGGCGUCCCCUUCACCGUACAGAGGCUGGGAACUGAAACCUUCGUCACCGUCAGCGUCGGGAAAGCCUGGCAGAUCUACGACUGUGCGAAACUGACAUUGGUGCUUGUUGGACCUCAAUUGCCAAAGAAGAUCCGAGCUCUUGCAUGCUAUCGAGACUAUACUUUUGCUGCAUAUGGAAACAGCAUUGGAGUUUUCAAACGUGCUCAUCAGGUUGCAACAUGGAGCAGGCAUACUGAAAAGGUUAAUUCGUUGCUCUUGUUUGGGGAACAUAUCAUAAGUAUUGAUGUCAAGGGUAAUCUGUUCAUUUGGGAAUAUAAAGGAAUUGAAAAGAAUCUUGCACCAGUCGGACACAUUCUGUUAGAAGAGAAAUUCUCUCCAAGUUGCAUAGUGCAUCCAGAUACUUAUCUAAACAAGGUUCUUAUCGGGAGCCAUGAAGGUUCUGUGCAGCUCUGGAAUAUCAGCACAAAGAAGAAACUUUAUGAGUUUAAAGGCUGGAAUUCAUCUAUUCAUUGUUUUGUUUCCUCACCUGCACUAGAUGUAGUAGCAGUAGGCUGUGCUGAUGGCAAAGUUCAUCUUCAUAAUUUACGGUAUGAUGAAGAGGUAGUUACAUUCACACAUUCUACGCGGGGUGCUGUGACUGCCUUGUCUUUCAGGACUGAUGGACAGCCUCUUCUAGCAUCUGGGGGUUCAUCAGGUGUCUUAAGCAUAUGGAAUCUUGAGAAAAGAAGGCUACAAAUGGUCAUAAGAGAAGCACAUGACAGUUCGAUUAUAUCACUCCAUUAUUUUGCUAAUGAGCCUGUUCUUAUGAGUUCUGCUGCUGACAAUUCAAUCAAAAUGUGGAUUUUUGACACAACUGAUGGGGAUCCUCGUCUUUUACGCUUCCGAAGUGGCCAUAGUGCUCCUCCUCUAUGUGUUAGGUUCUAUGGUAAUGGAAGGCACAUUUUGUCGGCUGGACAGGAUCGCGCUUUUCGGCUUUUCUCUAUUAUCCAGGAUCAACAAAGCAGAGAGCUUUCUCAACGCCAUGUAUCUAAAAGAGCAAAGAAACUUAAAGUGAAGGAGGAAGAGAUAAAGUUGAAGCCAGUUAUCGCAUUUGAUUUUGCUGAAAUCCGUGAGCGUGAUUGGUGCAAUGUGGUGACUUGUCAUAUGGAUACUCCAAGAGCAUAUGUGUGGCGUCUUCAGAACUUUGUCCUCGGGGAGCAUAUAUUAACACCAUCCCCGGAAAACCCAACACCUGUUAAGUCCUGUUGCAUCAGUGCCUGUGGUAACUUUGCUGUUCUAGGAAUGGAGGUUGGUUGGAUUGAAAGAUUUAAUCUUCAAUCUGGAAUCAGCCGUGGCGGUUAUGUGGAUAUUUCUGAAGCAAGAAGUUGUGCUCAUGAUGGAGAAGUGGUUGGAGUUGCUUGCGAUGCCACAAAUAGUCUCAUGAUAAGUGCAGGAUAUCAUGGUGAUAUAAAGGUGUGGGAUUUCAAGGGACGUGAACUGAGAUCAAGAUUGGAAGUUGGUUGCCCUGUCGUCAAAUUUGUCUAUCAUCGGACAAAUGGUCUUUUGGCAACUGUAGCAGAAGAUAUGAUUCUCCGUUUGUUUGAUGUUGUGGCUCUACGGAUGGUUCGUAAAUUUGAAGGUCAUACAGACCGUGUUACUGACCUAUGUUUCAGUGAGGAUGGGAAAUGGCUUUUAUCUUCAAGCAUGGAUGGUAGCCUUAGAAUUUGGGAUGUUAUUUUUGCAAGACAGAUAGAUGCAAUGCAUGUUGAUGUUUCUAUCACGGCGUUAUCUCUGUCACCGAAUAUGGAUAUUUUGGCAACUUCUCACGUUGAUCAAAAUGGUGUCUACCUGUGGGUUAAUCAGGCUAUGUUUUCUGGAGUCUCUCAUGUGCACCCAUAUGCAAGUGGGAAAGAAGUCGUGAGUGUCCAGUUGCCGGCUGUUUCUUCAAAAGAAGGUUCUGAGCCUGAGAAUGAGGAAUCUGAUCAUCCCCAUGAGCGUCAAUCCCAAAACAAGGAUGCUGUCUCUUCUCCACAUUUCAGUCAUCAAAUCCCUGAUCUUGUCACCCUUUCGAUGCUACCCAAGAGCCAGUGGCAAAGUCUGAUCAAUCUAGACAUUAUAAAGGUCCGCAAUAAGCCCAUUGAACCACCAAAGAAGCCAGAGAAAGCUCCUUUCUUCUUGCCUUCAGUUCCAUCUUUCUCAGGAGAAAUAUUAUUUAAGCCUAGCGAUGUAAAUACCGAAGAGGAUAAGGAUACAAGAGGUGAUGAAGCAGCACGCAGUAUGAGAAAGCCUUAUUUACCAUCUCCAUUUCUAGAACUACUUCAAUCUGCUGUGGAGAUGAAAAACUUCUCAUCGUUCACAGACUACAUCAAAGGCUUAUCACCAUCAUCGCUGGAUAUGGAGCUGCGGAUGCUUCAGAUUAUAGAUGAUGAUGAUCUGCAAGAACCUGAACAGAGGCCGGAAUUGCAUUCUAUUGAACUUCUAUUGGAUUAUUUUAUUCAUGAGAUUUCCUGCAGAAACAACUUUGAGUUCAUUCAAGCUGUUAUUAGGCUGUUUCUCAAGAUACAUGGUGAAACAGUUCGCCGUCAAUCAACACUACAAAAUAAGGCAAAGAAACUUCUAGAAGCUCAAAGCUCGGUGUGGCAGAGGAUAGAUAGAAUGUUUCAAAGUUCUAGAUGUAUGGUUACAUUUCUCAGCAAUACACCGUUCUGAUGAGUCUAUGGGAGGUAACUUGCGGUUUUGAAAAUCUGAUCUUGGUGACUUCUGGUCAGGACGACUCAAAACUCACGAUUCCUGAUGCAUUAGGCCGUUCAACCAUUUCAAUGAGGCGGAUGGAUUGUGAUUUCAAGAAGUCAUCUACAUGGU
Messenger RNA from Magnolia sinica, 3092 nucleotides. Its product is annotated as U3 small nucleolar RNA-associated protein 21 homolog. The record is from RefSeq and is a predicted model, not a curated record. NCBI's taxonomy places the organism in Eukaryota, Viridiplantae, Streptophyta, Magnoliopsida, Magnoliales, Magnoliaceae. Gene Ontology annotation, molecular function: protein binding. Gene Ontology annotation, cellular component: small-subunit processome; Pwp2p-containing subcomplex of 90S preribosome. Gene Ontology annotation, biological process: rRNA processing. Bases 207 to 2939 code for a protein of 910 amino acids. The transcript is spliced from 19 exons.